AUGUGGAAAUGGAUACUGACACAUGGUGCCUCAGCCUUUCCCCACCUGCCCUGCUGCUGCUGCUGCUUCUUGCUGCUCUUCUUGGUGUCUUCUGUGCCUGUCACCUGCCACGACAUGGGCCAGAACAUGCUGUCACCGGAGGCCACCAACUCUUCUUCCUCUUCCUCCUCUUCCUCCUCCUCCUCCUCCUUCUCCUCUCCUUCCAGUGCGGGGAGACAUGUGCGGAGCUACAAUCACCUCCAAGGAGAUGUUCGCUGGAGGAAGCUGUUCUCUUUCACCAAGUACUUUCUCAAGAUUGAGAAGAAUGGAAAGGUCAGCGGGACCAAGAAUGAGAACUGCCCAUACAGCAUCCUAGAGAUAACUUCAGUGGAAAUAGGAGUUGUUGCAGUCAAAGCCAUUAACAGCAACUAUUAUCUAGCCAUGAACAAGAAAGGAAAACUCUAUGGUUCAAGAGAAUUCAACAAUGAUUGCAAACUGAAGGAAAGGAUAGAAGAAAAUGGAUACAACACAUAUGCAUCCUUUAACUGGCAGCACAAUGGGAGACAGAUGUAUGUGGCAUUGAAUGGGAAAGGAGCUCCAAGGAGAGGCCAGAAAACACGAAGGAAAAACACCUCUGCUCAUUUUCUUCCCAUGGUAGUACAUUCAUAG
Gracilinanus agilis (Agile Gracile Mouse Opossum) is the source of this 648-nucleotide messenger RNA. It is a transcript of the gene FGF10, whose product is annotated as fibroblast growth factor 10. Gene Ontology annotation, biological process: positive chemotaxis; animal organ morphogenesis; wound healing. The transcript is spliced from 3 exons. Lineage: Eukaryota; Metazoa; Chordata; Mammalia; Didelphimorphia; Didelphidae. Gene Ontology annotation, molecular function: chemoattractant activity; type 2 fibroblast growth factor receptor binding; growth factor activity. The coding region runs from base 1 to 648 and encodes 215 amino acids. The record is from RefSeq and is a predicted model, not a curated record. Gene Ontology annotation, cellular component: cytoplasm.